UGUAGCAACUAUAUUGAAUAAUUCUUCUCGAGAAAUGAUGAUUAUUUUUCGAGUUUUAUAAGAUAAGGAAUCGUUUAAGUGGAACCCUUUUAUUAGGUAAAAGCAAUAGGAGAAAGAAUUGCUUGAAUGAAAGGUUUGCUUUGGACAAUUACUUGUAAGUGCUUGAAAUCCACAAGGACUACUUUCUCUCUCCUCUAUUCUCUCUCUUAAACCGAUUCACGGCGGAGAGAAACUGGACGGGUUUCUUGGAAUCUCCAUAACUUGAAGUGGGUCGAGAAGAUUCUGAAGAAAUAUUGAAGGAAUAUGAACAAAUUUUAGAGAGAGAAAGUUAGAGAGAGAGAAGAAUUUGGAUAGGAUCGAUGGAUAGCUUGCUCUGCGAUGAAUUGAUUCAAGAAAUUUUUCAAAAGCUGCCGUCGCCGUCGUCUUCCGCUGUGUCUCUGGUGUCGAAGCGGUGGCUCCGACUUUACCGGACCUCCAAAACCGCCUUGUCUCUCCGCCUCUGUGAUUCCUCUGUUUCAUCUCUCUCGUCUCUCCUCUCCCACUACCCCUUUCUCUCAUCCCUUUCAAUUCUCUCUGCCGAUUCCUCCGCCGUGCCGACCGCCACUCUUUCCACCCAAGUCAUCUGGAAAAUCCGCCGUUUCUGUGAAAAUCUUCAGUCUUUAAGACUCCUCGCCGGUCCUGUUUCUCUCUCAUCGCUUAUUUCUCUAUCCUCUGUUUGUACCCACCUCGCUUCUCUCUCUAUCAACAUAUCUCGGCCGUUGAAUUUCCGGUGGGUCGUUAAUUUCCCAUCUCUGAAAUCGCUCUCUGUCUCGGUUAGCUCCGGCGAGGGUUUUGAAAUUGAGUUGAAUUCCGACGAUUGGGAGUGGGAAUCGGCGGAUUUGGCGAUUCAGAGCCUCUGUUUAUCCGGUCUCCGCGCCGGCGAUUGGGGCGCCGGCUGGCUGUGGCGAAGCUGCAAGAAUCUCCGACAAUUGCAACUCCGUAGCUGCGAGACCGUCGGCGAUGGUGGGUCGUUUUCGUCCUUUGUCGAGUGUUUGCCAAGCCUCCAUGAAGUUGAGCUCCGAACUUGCCGGAGCAUCGCCGACGGCGUUCUGAUGAAAUUAGCAGACAAUUGCCGGAAUCUUACCUCCCUCCUCGUCUAUGACGGCGGCAGUAGAGAAGGUCUCCUCCGAUUCCUCAACGACCACCGAACCGAAUUGCAGAGUCUAGACCUUCGUCUUCCUCUCGACCUCAACAACGAGCAUCUCACCGCCAUAGCCGCAAACCUUCGAGGUCUCUCAUCUCUCCGGCUACAAAGUUGCUGUCUCGUCACCGGCGAUGGUCUAAAAGCCAUCGGCCUCGCCCUCGGCCCCUGCCUCGAGGAACUAGCGUUAAUUAACUGCGACGUGGUCGCGAGAGAAUCCGGGUUGCUAGCCACUAUGGGACAGAGCUUGAAGCAAUUGAAAACUCUUGACUUAUCUUACAAUGAGAUGUUGCUUGACAAGGACUUCAGCUCCAUGAUCAUCUCUUGCAGCUCCAUUACAGAGCUCAACCUCCGCGGCUGCAAAGGGCUGACCGGAGCCUCCAUCUUGGCCACGUGGCGGAGCUGCAAGAACUUGGAGGCCAUUGACAUUGUUCAAUGUCCAAGAAUUCAGGCCAGUGCUUUGGAGCUCUGUGUGCUGAAUUUGCCCAAGUUGAGACAGCUCAAGGUUGAAGACGACAGGGUUUCCGACAUCGUGGGGAGCUCGGCGUCGCGCCGAUUCGUCGAUAUUGUUGUUUGAUCCAAAUGGGGUCAAAGAAAACCCCAAUUUUAAGAUCAUAUAAAUAAGAAGGAUGAUUCAUAAAUUAUACUCUUUCAUGUUGGAAUAAAUGUUCGAUGUUUACGUGAAAAUAAAAUUAGGGUUUAUGGGUUUGU
This is a messenger RNA of Cucurbita moschata (crookneck pumpkin), 1891 nucleotides long. Its product is annotated as F-box/LRR-repeat protein 7. Gene Ontology annotation, biological process: SCF-dependent proteasomal ubiquitin-dependent protein catabolic process. Gene Ontology annotation, cellular component: SCF ubiquitin ligase complex. The record is from RefSeq and is a predicted model, not a curated record. Gene Ontology annotation, molecular function: protein binding. The transcript has 2 exons. Bases 360 to 1757 code for a protein of 465 amino acids. Lineage: Eukaryota; Viridiplantae; Streptophyta; Magnoliopsida; Cucurbitales; Cucurbitaceae.